This is a messenger RNA of Brassica napus (rape), 1214 nucleotides long. RefSeq names its product HIPL1 protein-like. NCBI's taxonomy places the organism in Eukaryota, Viridiplantae, Streptophyta, Magnoliopsida, Brassicales, Brassicaceae. The transcript has 3 exons. The record is from RefSeq and is a predicted model, not a curated record. Bases 135 to 497 code for a protein of 120 amino acids.
CAAACAAACUAAGCUGUAUUAUUUGCCUGGCUAUCUCUUGGUCCUGUCCUGAGAAUCAGAUGUAUAAAAUACAGACUUCUUUUCUUUUCCACUGUCAUUAUCCAUACCUCAAGAUCUGUCUCUUGUGAGACUAGAUGAUGUCUCUUCACCGAUCUCUUGUGCUCUUCUUCUUGUUCAUCUCAUGCUUAACUCUUUCUUCAUUGGCUCUUCCUCUUUGUUCUGAUUCAAGAGCUCCUUUAGAGGGGAAUUCAACAUUGAGCUUUUGUCCUUACAAAGGCAAAACAUGCUGCGAUACAAAGGAAGAUUCAAAUCUGAACAAGCAGUUUCAGUAUAUGAACAUUUCAGACAUGGGCUGUGCUUCUGUUGUAAAGUCUAUUCUUUGUUCUAGAUGUGAUAUUUUUUCAUCAGAGUUAUUCAGAGACCAUUCAGAUCAGCUAUCUGUUCCACUAAGGACUUCUGCUCUGAAACAUGGGAGACAUGUCAGAACAUCUCCAUAACAAGCUCUCUUUUCGCUCCCUCGUUACAAGGCCAAGCUGGAGCGCCAAUGAACACCAACGCCUCCAAGCUUUCUGAUCUAUGGCAGUCCAAAACCGAUUUCUGCAGCGCCUUUGCUAGCUCCAAUGAAACCAUUUGCUUCAGCGGAGAGCCAGUUACUCUUAAUGACACUACUCCAGAAAAGCCUCCUCCUGGUCUAUGCCUACAGAAAAUCGGAAACGGAUCUUACCUAAACAUGGUUCCUCACCCUGAUGGCUCAACCCGCGCCUUCUUCUCUACACAACCUGGAGUAGUGUUCUUGGCUGGUUUACCAGAUCAUGACUCGGGUGGGGUGUUGGAUGUGGAUCCAUCUAGCCCCUUUGUUAAUUUGACUGAUGAAGUUCAUUUUGAUAUUUCCUUUGGAGUGAUGGGUAUGGCUUUUCAUCCCAAGUUUGCUCAGAACGGGCGGUUCUUCGCUUCUUUCAACUGUGACAAGUCCAAGUGGCCUGGCUGUACUGGAAGAUGCUCUUGUAACUCUGAUGUGUGAUAAUUUGUGGGAUUAUGAGAGCUUCUAAGUGUUUUAACCGUGAUGAAGCACACGAACAAAGUAAAAAAGGAGUGAAGUAACCGUAAGUAUUUGAGAGAGAAGAGAAAUUUGAGAAUUUAAGAGAAUGAGAGGAUUUGUGAGAUUGAGAAAAUGAAAGAAAUGUUUGUAUUGAAUUGUAUGUUUAAUUGUGUAA